Molecule: messenger RNA, 2730 nt
Organism: Prorocentrum cordatum
Lineage: Eukaryota; Dinophyceae; Prorocentrales; Prorocentraceae
Source: the annotation of a GenBank genome assembly
AUGCUGCGCCCGGUGCCGGAUUUUUCUUCAAACCGGGAGCAGUGGUUUGAGGUUUGGGGCGGAGGGGCCGCGCCCAGUCCUGCUGUCAUCCUUUGCGCGUUCUACCCGAAGCACGGCGGGGACACAGACACCUGGAAGUCCAUUGUAGCGCAUGCGGCUUUAUGUCGUCAUCGGUACCCGCGGGCGCGCUUGAUUUUAGGCGGAGAUGCAAAUGUCCAUUUGGACUAUCUUGCUGACCAUGUGGAGCCUUGUAGCUGCGCGCACUGCAAGCAAUCCCCUGCAGACAGAGAGAUCCAACAGUGGCUUGUGGCUGCAGGGCUUGGGGCUUUUAACCCCCCCGCGCCAACGCAUGUGUCUGGCACCUGCAUCGACCUUUUCAUAGGCAUGAGAGAUUCGCCCCUUCCUGUCAAGGUCCUGCCGGAUUUUAUUGCGCUCUCCGACCACCGACUCGUCAUGGCAGAGGUGCCCUGCCAGUUCACGGCCCCGUGGGCGGCGGGCUACGGGAGGGUCGCCUGGACGUCCGGACCCAGGUGGGACGAGGGCCUGAGGGAAAUCUCCGGCACCCUCAGUGCGCUGAGCGAGAGCGUGGAAGCAAUUACAUGCGCCCCUUGGCUUCAGCCACCGUGGUUCGGAGGCAGGGCCAGCAGAGUGCCAAGGCGCGCCGUGGUUAACGUUGCGGCUUGGGCUCGCGAUGCCGCCUACACCAUGGUGGGACACGCAGCGGGUGCCACCAAGGCGAUAGGGGGCAAGCGUCGCCUCUCGCAGACCAUUGCGCGUAGGUUGCUGAACCCAGCGUGUUUCACCUCGCAUCAAGAGUUUAAGCUUGAAGUUGCGCGCGCAGCGUGGGGGGAGCGUAGGAGAGCCGUCCACCGCUAUUUGCAUUUGCGCGAGGCCAACCCCGGGGCCGCGGAGAGGUUCCUGUCGAGCUUCUUCCAGGUGCGCACCCGUUUUGAGGUGAGGCUGUCGGACCCGUCCACGGGGGCCGCGCUUACGCCCAGUGCGAUGGUUGAGGCUGUUAGGCAGGAUCUGUUUGCACGCGAUCGCAAUGACUUUGAGCAGGAUCCGGGGGCCGAGGAGGCCAUGGCACGGCAGGGGGGGGUCGGCGACGCCCUCACCCUAGUAAUCGGCCUCGUCGUGCACGCCCAGCUGCGGCAUGCGCAGGGCCUCCACACUUGGUGGGCUCUAGCAGAUGGCAAGUGGGCUUUCGACGUGGCGUCCCGCCACGCCAUGUUGGUGGGCGUGUACAACGCCGGAGUCCGCGGGCCUGAUUGGCUCAUUUUGGACGACGUGUUGGAAGUCACGCCGCCGGCGCAAUGCGUUGAGCCGCCGCGGGGGGAGCUGCAGCUUGACGGGGUCGUGCAGGAGGUGUCGCUUUUGGCGGCGGCUGAGGAGUCGCCGUGGCCCCAGGCGAGGCGCUUCCUGCGCGGCGUCCUCAGCGCGCUGUCGUCGCAGGCUGAUCGGGUUGCCGUGACAGAGCGUUUGGGGGCUUACCACGUGGAGUCACCGCAAUUCGUGGAUGACAUCACAACGCCCUGCCCGUCAGAGGGGGCCGUUAGGGCCGUUCUGUCGGAGGAAGAGUGGUCGGCGUGCAGCCGAUACGCACGGCGCGUGAGGGCCCGCUUCAACUAUGAUAGGGGGAAGACGGCAGUCCUGCCCCUUCUGGACGCCGCCCCGCCCUUGCUAGCUGGAGCCCCUGUGGUGAGCGCGAAAGGGCUUCUAGGAGUUCUAGUGGACUCGGGCCUCACGUUUCUGCCGUUGCUGCACAGUACGCUCGCGAGGGGCAGGUCGCUGUUUGACGAACUUUUGCAGGCGGCGGAGUGCGGGGGCUUCUCCAUCCCAGUUGCCGCAGCUCAAGUCCCUCCCCGCAUUGAGUCGGUAAUCCUAUACGCUUCCCCGUUGUUGGCCCUAGCCGAGGGGGCUGAAGCGGCCCUCAACCGCUUACAGGUAGAGUGGGGCCGCAAGCUGCUGGGCUGCAAUGCUGGCCCGCCCGUGCGUCACAGCGUGGUCGUGGCCCAAUGCGGGUGGCCUUUGAGGCUGGGCACGAAGUUUCUUGAGCGUGCCUUGCUAGCGCGAGCCAGGCUCGCAGUCCUCCCGCUCGACCACCCGGCGUCCCGAGCCUGGCAGGCAUCCCGGUGCCUGCACGCCCCCUCUUGGGUUACUGCGGUAGCUGCGCUCGCUGGCCGCCUUCCGUCGCCGCCAGUGCAACUGGACCGACACCCGGCAUGCGCUGGGGAGCAGUUGGAGGCUGCGCGCGCCCAUCCAGCGAGGCGCAGGGCCCUCCUGGAGUGGUACCGCUGGCAGGUCGUGCGCCCAGCGCUGUUGGAGUAUGACCGGCAAGCAUUCAGGAAGGCAGCGUCAUGUGUUCUCCCGGCGUUGCGCCGUUCCUUCGCUGAGCUUUGCCCGGGCCCGUCCCUCCCUGACUGGAAUCUUCUGGGCUGGGAGUCGUCUCCAAACUUUUGGAAGCAUUACCGGUUGUGGGCCGUCAUACGCAUGACGGGCUGCUGGCCCCUUGCCGUGCUUGGCCAGGGUGGGCUGCCAGCCACGCUCUCGCGGUGCGGGGCAUGCGGAGCGUCGAAUGUAGCAGUCGACCAUCCCCUGGUAGCGUGUCAGGCCACGGUUCAGCACCGUGCCCUCCUUGCGCGCGACGGCCCGCCCAUGCAGGGCGCCGCCCCGGAGUUCGCCUUACAAGUCCUUUUUUCCGAGGGCGGAGCGCAGGGUGCCUCCGUCUAG